AUGGGGUCAUGUGCCAGGCGGAGGUUGCGCUCCUUCCCUCACUGCCUCAGUGACUUUGCCUUUGAGAGCCAGAUCCCUGGGAUCGGUGAGCUGCAGAGGCUGCUGGGCCAUGGCGAGUAUGAGCCCCUGCGCCCUGCCCCCAUUUUUGAGAGCACCUUCCUACAGGUGACCAGGCAUGGAGAGCCAGUGUACCUGCACAGCCAUGACAACCUGGUCAUUGUGGGCAUCACUGCCACCAGUCCUGCCUUGCUGCUGCCAGACAUCAUGAUCCUUGCAUGCUCUAAGGAUCAUGCCCAGGGCAAGGAGCAGGCCCUCUGUGCACCCCAUGCAGCUUGUGACCUAGAGCUCACCAGGUUGAUCCCGCUGGAGCUGGCGAGCCUCUACAUCCAUGACAUGGAAGAGCAGCAGCUCAAGCUGCAGCUAGUGAAUGGGCGCGCCUACUACCUGCAGCUCUGUGCCCCACAAGGCGAGGCCCACCUGCUGUUUGCCCGUUGGCUGCGCCUCAUGCACCUUCUGCAGGCCCCACUGGAGAGCUUCAGUCGGACAUCCAUGGGUGGCCCAGGAAGUCCUUACAGCUGGCACCGCUCCCACUACAACGCCAUGUCCAUGGUGCUCUGGGCCCAGGGUGGUGCAGGGGCCAAAAGCCGGAGCAGCGUUACCUUUGUGACUCUCUACAGCAUCCUCUCCAACUCGCUGGACAAGCUGAUGACUGGGAAGACGAGUCAGAGGAAGAGUGAGGAGGACAAAACUCAGCUCUCUUCUAAGGCCUCCAAACGGGUGACCAUCUCAGGUGUGGUGAAGCCCUUGACAACUGGUUCUAAUCUGGGAAACACCAAGCCCUCAGAAACAGGUGGCCAGGUGGUGUCAGAGGUGAGCCCCAGGGAGCAGAGUGACAGCCAGCAUGGUUCUAUCAGUGAGUCUGAGCCAUCCAGAGUCCCCAUAACCUCCGUGGCUGUGGAGCGCUCAGAGCCAGAAACAUUGUCUGUGGCUGUGGAGCCAUCUGUACUAGGUCAUACAAACAGCACCCAGCUUGAAGAGGCGGAGAGCAGAAGUCAAAAUCAGCUUCGUUCCUCAAAUGUCACCAAGGAGGCAGAUGCCCCUUCUGCCACAGCUGCCCAACAUGUGGAGAGCAGGGAUGUGGCUAGAGAAGCAUGGAGGAUGUCCGCACACUCUGUGGCCCACGGCCCUUCUGAGAAGUCCAGGGUCUCUGGGACUCUCCGCCCUCAAGCGAAAUCAAAAGUCUCUGCAGCAUUUGGCCACUUGGAGGUAUCCAGAGUUUCUGUGGCCGUAGGGUGCUCAGAAGUGGGCCUCAAGAGCAGUGUCAACAAGGGGAGAAGCAAAAAUAAGCACAGCUCCUUGAGUGCUACAGCCAGGCAAGCCUCUAAGUCCAGGGCCAGCAGGAAGGCACCCAAAAAGCAGGGCAAGGUGAAGAGCCAGCAAGGCUCCCCCAGCUGCUCAGAAGAGCCAAGUGACCAGCUGAUAGCUCCUAGGAGCUCCAAGGCCUCAAUGGCGGUGGGCCUGUCAGAGCCAGCUGUGGCCUUAAGUGCUGUGGGGCCCUCACAGGGGCCCAGCACAGCCUGGCCCUUGAAGCUGGACAGCAACAUGAGAAACAGGAGUGAAGACCAGUGGAACAGGAGCCACCGCUCCUCCAUGGAGCCAUUAGUGACCAGGUAG
Molecule: messenger RNA, 1674 nt
Organism: Alligator mississippiensis (American alligator)
Lineage: Eukaryota; Metazoa; Chordata; Crocodylia; Alligatoridae
Gene: GARIN5B
Product: golgi associated RAB2 interactor family member 5B
Exons: 7
Coding region: 1-1674 (557 amino acids)
Cellular component (GO): nucleus
Source: RefSeq, a predicted model, not a curated record